Molecule: messenger RNA, 3562 nt
Organism: Tachysurus vachellii
Lineage: Eukaryota; Metazoa; Chordata; Actinopteri; Siluriformes; Bagridae
Product: protein translocase subunit SecA-like
Exons: 2
Coding region: 129-3257 (1042 amino acids)
Biological process (GO): protein targeting; protein import
Cellular component (GO): membrane
Molecular function (GO): protein binding; ABC-type protein transporter activity; ATP binding
Source: RefSeq, a predicted model, not a curated record
CCUGAAGAUACUUCUUCAUUUCCUGUGAGUUAUAUGUUCUGAUUUAAGCACAGGAAGAACAAAAUGGACUUCUGAAGAUCAUCUUGCAUCUUGAACAGCACUUUGGUCUAUAAUUCACACCUCAGAUCAUGGCAUCAACAAAUUUGCUGUUAUCAAGAUUGCGCGAUUUGGUCAGAUAUGGACAGUGGAGUGAGGACGAUGUUGUGGAUUUGUUCACUGCCCUUGUGAAAGAAGACGGUGUAAAGAGAUUAAACACUGAUUUCUACACAUGGAUGGCUAAAAUACUUUACCAAGUGGAAAUUCACAAGAUCAACAAGUCAGAUUUAUUAUCUGAGAUUAAACCAAGCCAGUUUGUGGAUGACAUUGAAAACAGAAUUAAAAGCCUUGCUAAAGAAACAAGAGAGAAAAGCCUCAAAGAAAUCCUUGAUGAAAUUCGAACAGAAGGAGACACUGAUCUCAAUAUUUUAUGUGAAGUUGAAAAAAUUGUGUCAUAUGUGUCUUCAUCACCACCUGUUUCAAAAAACCCAUCAGGUAUAAAGGAGACAUUAGUGACACUAUGUAAAGCAGUAGAAAAAACCAAAGCCAAAGAGAAAUGGAAACCAAGGCUGGCUCAGAUGGUGAGCUGGUGCAUCAUGGCUCUUUCUGAUUCCAGCCGGUUAAUCCAGGUUGGCACAGGAGAAGGAAAGUCAUGUAUUGUAGCCAUGUUUGCUGCAUAUCUUGCCAUGAAUAGACAACAUGUAGACAUUAUCUCCAGUUCCCCUGUGCUUGCAGAGAGAGAUGCUAAGGAGUGGCUUUCAUUUUAUAAAAAUCUGGGAAUCACUGUGGAUUACAAUACAAAUAAAAGAAAAGUUGAAGACUUGAGGCAGUGUUAUGCAUGUCAAGUAGUCUAUGGCACAGCUGAAGAUUUUGCAGGAGACUGGUUAAGACACAGGUUUCAAAGAGAAAAUGUGAGACCUGAUAGAAAAUUUGAAUGUGUCAUAGUAGAUGAGGUGGACUCGCUCAUGUUGGACAAAGGCCUAGAAAUUGUCUACCUGAACAGUGAGAUGCCUGUCAUGGAGUCUUUAAAUGUAAUCUUAGCUAAGAUUUGGUGUGUUGUCAACCAGUCUGAAGAUCUGGAUGUAGAGAAGACACUAGAUCUUAUUCGCUCCUCACUAGCAUCAGACGAUUUAGACAUACUGCCAUCACAUUUAGAGAUUUCCACAGGUACAUCAGAGCGGGAGCGCAACAAAAUCCACAUUCCAGGUUUUCUAGAGCACAUAAAUGAGAGGCUAAAAAUAUGGAUUGAAAAUGCAUUCCUUGCCAAAACGAUGACUUCAGGGCAUGAAUACAUUCUGCAUAAGGAUAGUGUAGUUCCUGUAGAUUUCGGAUCUACAGGAGUCGUGCAAAAUAACAUGAAAUGGGGAGAUGGGCUUCAGCAAUUCCUAGAAAUGAAGCACCAAACCAGGCUGUCGAAUAUGUCCAUUAUAACAAAUUUCAAGUCCAAUGUAAGUUUAUUCAGGAGUUACAAACAGAUUUAUGGGCUCACAGGAACUUUGGGGAAACAAACUGAACUUGAUUUGCUGCAGAAACUGUACCCUGGCAUUAAAUCAUGUAAAAUCCCACCAUUCAAACGAAGGAAACUUUACGAGAAGGACGGCAUUGUAAUUACUGAUGAAGAUGGGUGGGAACAAACAAUUUGUAAGGUUGUUAAUACGCAAGUGAACCCCACAGUCUACCGAGGUUCAAGAGCAGUCUUGGUAAUCUGUGAAACUAUUAAACGAGCACAAACUGUCCAUGAUGCACUCUCAAAAAUUAUUCCAACAGACAAACUGAAACUGUACACCAAUAACAAUAUGGACAAUUCAAUGAUUACAGGCAAGGAGGUUACAGAAGGUUGUGUCAUUGUUGCAACCAAUCUUGCUGGUCGUGGGACUGACCUAAAAGUCUGUCCAAAUGUAAAUGAUUCAGGGGGUCUGUUUGUGGUGCAGACCUUCUUGCCUCUUAAUAUCCGUGUGGAGCAACAAGCUUUUGGUCGAACUGCACGACAAGGAAAUCCUGGUUCUGCUCAACUCAUCAUGUGUUCUACUCACUUCUCUGAGUCAGUGAAACUGGUGAUGGCACUACACUCACCUCUCAGGUUACUUACCCUCCUGAGGCAUCUAACAGACACUUUAGCUGUGACAGGACUGACUGAAAAUAAGUUUGAAGAAACACUUAUAAUUUAUCGGCGAGAACCCAAUGAAAAGAAUUGUGAGUCCAUGGUGAAAGAACUUAAAGAAUUGCUAAAUACUGAAAAGCUAAGCGGCUUAACUAACCUGGAGAUGGAAAAACAAUCUAGAGAUUUAAUUGUGCAAACAAGACUGUCACAUAUUCUUGAAGAUGACAUUCCAAAAAUCACCAAAAAGGAAGAUCUCUUUUAUGAAUACCUUGCCAUAUUGGACACCAUUUACAAACAGCCUCUGGGUGGCAACCAUGAAGAUAUUGUGUCUUCACUUCAUGAGUGCUGGGGUAUGUGGCUUCUGAUGAAGUUCAAUGAGAAUAAAUCGACUGAAAUAUUAAGACAGCAGUUAAAGAAAGACUUGCAAAGUGCAAAGCAAAAACUGGAUUGUAAACAUUCCCCUUCCACUAUGAUCUACCAUUAUGUAAGACUUGGCAACACACUCCGCAACAAAAGAUCCUUUGCAGACAGCAUUGAGAUGUACACAAGAGCCAUUGAAAACAAUUCUUGCUGUCCUGCUAUUGCUUUGUACAAUCGUGCAUUUUCCAUUCUGUCUAAAGGAAAUAGUGGACAUAUUGCUCAGGCAUUGUCAGACCUGAAGAAAGCUGAGGAGGCAGUAGAAUCCUACAUGAGAAUGUUGACGUUGACUGUAGACUUUGUGAAAAGCUCCAGUAACGAACAUUUUUUGUUUGCUGACACAUCAUUUACCAAGCAAUUUCAUGCCAAGCAAAUGGCACAGCAUCUAUUCAAAAAAAAUAUCCAACAAGCAAUACAAGUGUUGCAGUUUGCUGAAAAUAAAGGUAAUAACAUACAAAUAACAAAAUACCCAGUGAAACGUCUGAUGCUGGACACUGUGCUUUUGGUUGCCCAGUCCAUGGUGUCCUAUAUCUUGUUCCCUGAGUCCCUUAGCAUUGCAUCAAGUACAGAAAAUGAACUGAUGGUUGACGUUACCGAGCUGGGCAGAGAGAUAAUUCAACUCCAGUCACUGGGACUGGACACCCUCUUCUCGGUACAAACUGUGUUCUCUUUUUUUAAACGUUUGAGUAAAAUAUUUAUUUAAAGGCUCAGCUAAACUAUUUGACAAAAAGUAAAGCAAAGAAACAUUUUCAGCACAUAUCCUUUUGGCAUCCAGUAGGGAAGAAUUGAAGUAUACUGAAGUGCUGAUUUAGAAUAUAGCAUGACAUUUAUUAAAUAUAAUUUUUAUAAUCUUUUUUUAAUUAUAGUGACAACACCACACUGCCAGACAUUGGUAGCAGAAUUAAUAGUGCUCCUUGAUCAAGCCAAUACUGAACAAUUUUCCCAGACUAGUACUGUACCUUUGCUAUUAUUUUAUGAAGUAACCAAUGAUAUGAUUAUAGAACAAUC